Striga asiatica is the source of this 1138-nucleotide messenger RNA. NCBI's taxonomy places the organism in Eukaryota, Viridiplantae, Streptophyta, Magnoliopsida, Lamiales, Orobanchaceae. The record is from the annotation of a GenBank genome assembly.
GCGUUGCACCACAUGUGACUCGAUCAACCAGGGAGCACAGAAUCUCGUAAGCCCGAUGCCAAUUAAAAUCCCCAGAAAAAAUUAAUCAAAGAAUUGAAAAGGGGGAAAAGAAAACGAAACGAGAAAAAAAGAGAGAGAGAGAAUGGUUUCUUCUCAAGCUAUGGAGGUUUUGAUGAGUGAGCUCCCGGUGGAGCAGGAGAAUCUUGUUCUCUCCGGUGCGCACAAGUCCGGUUUGGUGCUUGUUGACAUCGUCAACGGUUUCUGCACUGUUGGUUCCGGAAAUCUGGCACCACGAGCUUCUGACAGACAAAUUGCUCGAAUGGUUGAGGAAUCAGUAAAACUCGCCCGUGAGUUUCGUAAUCGGGAGUGGCCGAUAUACGGCUUGCUCGACUCUCAUCAUCCGGACAUUCCAGAACCACCUUAUCCUCCUCAUUGUAUUAUCGGAACAGAGGAGUCGAGGCUGGUCCCUUCUCUACAGUGGCUGGAAAAUGAACCGAAUGUGACACUUAGGCGCAAGGACUGUAUCGAUGGAUUUCUUGGUUCGUUUGAUAAAGAUGGGUCAAAUGUCUUUGUGGAUUGGGUCAAAGCCAACGAGCUCAAAGUUAUAUUGGUUGUAGGGAUUUGCACAGACAUAUGUGUCCUAGAUUUUGUCUGCUCAACAUUGUCUGCAAGAAAUCGUGGUUUGCUAUCUCCACUCGAGGAUGUAGUUGUGUACUCUCAUGGUUGUGCUACCUAUGAUCUUCCUCUACAUGUUGCCCAGAAUAUCAAAAGCGCUCUAGCCCAUCCUCAGGACAUAAUGCAUCAUGUGGGACUUUACAUGGCCAAAGGCAGAGGGGCAAAAGUGGUAUCAGAAGUUUCGUUUGGUGCAUAGCAGUUUAAUCUGCUCAUUGUGUAUAGAAUUCCGUAGUCUUGGUCAGUGUUUCUCGACUAUUCGAUGAUAUGUUUUUCAUCAAUAUAAUAAAGUUCUCAAUGUGUUAUUGCUGAAGAGCAUUGAGUCACUUUUCAGUUAAAUGUGUUGGUAGGACAGUUAUGCCUUCUGUUUAGAAUUGGUAUUGAACAUUGUCUGCAUUGUAUGAUUGAUUCAAGAAAAAACAAGUUGGUUACUUUUACAAUUACUCGGGAGUGUUUUUACAUAACA